GUUGGCCAUGUUAAAUGCAGACAGGAUGCCUAUGAAGGUAAACUAGCUGACCAGUACUUCCAGAGAACUUUACUGAAGAAAGUCUGGAAAGGCUGGAGAUCCAUAGUACAGAAACAGUGGAAAGAUGUGGUAGAACGAGCUUGUCAAGCAAGAGCAGAAGAAGUUUGUGUCCAGAUUUCCAAUGAUUAUGAAACCAGAGUCGCUGUGUUAUCUGGAGCUUUGGAAAAUGCAAAAGCUGAGAUUCAAAGAAUGCAGCAAGAAAAAGAGCACUUUGAAGAUUCCAUGAAGAAAGCUUUCAUGAGGGGUGUGUGUGCAUUAAAUCUCGAAGCCAUGACUAUAUUUCAAAACAGAGGUGAUACAGGGAUGGACUUCACAAAUAAAAAAGAAGAGUAUGGCCCUGGCAUUCAAGGCAAAGAACAUUCUUCUCAGUCAGAUUCUCUGGCCCCUCAGAUGCCCUCAGUGGUUGCACUGCCACCAUCCCCGCCAGCAGCAGCCAUGGGAGCGGCCAGCGCCUCUGCUUUUACCUCCGCUGCCUCCAUCACUUCUGCUGGGGCCACUUCUGCUUCCUCUGCUCACCUUCCGGUUUCUGCAACUCUUGGCUCCGGGUCUACAGCUGCUGCUGCACCAGAAGAAAUGUAUGUGCCCAGAGUUGUGACAUCUGCACAACAGAAAGCUGGAAGAACAAUUACAGCUCGGAUCACAGGGAGAUGUGAUUUUGCCUCAAAAAACAGAGUUAGUAGCAGCUUAGCUAUAAUGGGAGUUUCUCCUCCCAUGAGCUCAGUUGUUGUGGAAAAACAUCAUCCAGUCACAGUGCAAACCAUUCCUCAAGCUGCUGCAGCAAAGUAUCCCCGGACAAUUCAUCCUGAAAGUAGUACUUCAGCUUCUAGAUCCCUCGGAACCAGGUCAACUCACACCCAAUCUCUCACAAGCAUCCAUUCCAUAAAAGUGGUUGACUAAAAUGAAUAUGCACAUAUUGAGAUCUUUUAAUUCUUCUGGUUUUACCGAGGAUUAGAAGUCUCUCAUUUUUAAAAUUUCAUAUUCUUAAAACAUCAUGGAUACAUCAUGUUCAUCUUUUCAAAAUUACAAGAGACUUUUUCAAGCCAUACCAUCCUUUGUAACUAUAUGUAGGAUUAUUUUAAUGUUAUUU
Lutra lutra (Eurasian river otter) is the source of this 1147-nucleotide messenger RNA. Its product is annotated as centrosomal protein POC5-like. The annotation marks the transcript as partial. Gene Ontology annotation, cellular component: centrosome. The transcript has a single exon. The record is from RefSeq and is a predicted model, not a curated record. NCBI's taxonomy places the organism in Eukaryota, Metazoa, Chordata, Mammalia, Carnivora, Mustelidae.